AUGAGAUUAAUGAAACUUACUUAUUACUCAUCCUACGUGCAGUUGCCCUAUUGUCUUCAGGCAUGUAGAAUCCUCACAUGUGUGAGUAACUGCUGGCCACCAAAUGUGCCCUUGCCACCAUGGGCCCAUUCCAUGAUGAGGUCUCUGGAACAGAAACACAGUCCUCUAAUAAUCCGUAUGACAGAAAGAAACAUGAAGUUUUUCUGUGGUACAGUAGUUCAGGGGGAAUAAACCUUUUGUAACUGAAUGACUCAAGUAAAGGGAGUUCUGCCAGAUUGGAAUAUGUCAAAAGACCAAAACUUCAAGCGCUUAAUGAAAACCCUUAGAGGCCCUUCCUGAGAGGUCAUGCAAUUGAUUCAGGCUGCCUAACCCAACCUAAAUGUGGUAACUUAGCAGGCAAUGAAAUGGGUGUUUGGGGAGUCCGGGAGUAGUGUGACUGCUCAUGGUAAAUUUAAUGCUCUGCAUACACAAGGGGAGAACACCUUUUAUGUGGUUCCCUUAGAGACGCAGCUGCAGAAUACUAUUGAGGCAGGCACCCUAGCUGAGAAAGUUACAACCGCUCACCUGCACCAGCUCCUGGUAGGGGCUGAGCUGAAUAGCGUUUGUGUCAAGUUUAAGUAUCUUCUCAAGAUGUAUGCAAACAAGUAGGAGCAGCUUCCCAAUUUCCUGGAGUUGAUCGGAAUGAUAAGGGAAGAAGAGGAUUGGAGUGACACUUUUGUUCAACAGGAGUGGCCUAAAAGAUCUGAGCCAAUAGUAGCAAGAGCAGCCAGCCCUGUGUCAUUUCAGAUUUCCCACCCAGUACUGAUUGGCAGUGCUGACUACAUUUGCAACAUGAAAGACUCAGAUGAGGAUGUGAACCUGGUGAAAUCUGAGGAUCAUCCCUCAUCCAUGUGUGUUCCAGCCCUCGGAGGCAGGAGCAGAUCACACGAUCAGGUGUUGGCUAUUGAUUUUGCCAGCAAUUUCAGGACUCAAUCUCCUUCCAGUGGUUCUGCGCCUAAGAAUGAUAAGCCUAGGGUUAUUUGUAGAACUAGGAGGCAAAAGCACACAAUCCACUGUAUCUAUUGUCAGUCACUAGGAAUCUAUUCAAAAGAAACCUGUGACAAUGAAGGCAGCAAGGUCCAGGUUUUUACUCUGCAGGAGCUGACAUAUAGAGAAGAGAUGUCAAAAGAAGUUCCUGGAGAACACAAGGAACCCUCUCAGCCACUUAUGUUGCUACGCCCAUCCCUAAAUGAAGCCUUAACUGCAUCCGUAGUCUGUUAGUGGGUAAAAUAGGAGAAAGGAGGUGAGCUUCAAACUACAUGAAUUAAUCCACAAAGUAAUCUCCUUUUGGCAGGAGAAAGACAUCUUACAUAUCACCACAGUGCAGAGGGAUGCCCUGAUCUCUACUCUAGCUCCUCCCUUUGCCUGUUUAACAAUCUAUUCUCACUGUGUG
Molecule: messenger RNA, 1432 nt
Organism: Fukomys damarensis (Damara mole-rat)
Lineage: Eukaryota; Metazoa; Chordata; Mammalia; Rodentia; Bathyergidae
Gene: Zcchc18
Product: zinc finger CCHC-type containing 18
Cellular component (GO): nucleus
Source: RefSeq, a predicted model, not a curated record